Messenger RNA from Cryptomeria japonica (Japanese cedar), 847 nucleotides. RefSeq lists its product as uncharacterized. Bases 251 to 649 code for a protein of 132 amino acids. NCBI's taxonomy places the organism in Eukaryota, Viridiplantae, Streptophyta, Pinopsida, Cupressales, Cupressaceae. The record is from RefSeq and is a predicted model, not a curated record. The transcript has a single exon.
CAAGGACCAAGAUAAACUUAUAAAAUUGUCAGUCUGCCGUUUCAGGGUUGGAACCGUCAUGGGGUUGGAAGAAAACUUUAAUGAUUAAUAAGUAUUAUCAGGGUCCUCCAUAUGACCAUCAUCUCCCUCCAUUCAUUUGGUCCCCCUCAAUCUUAUAUAUAAUCCCCUCCAUUUCUAUGAAUGCUGGUUUAAGCAUUAUAUGCUUGGGUUUAUUACUGUUUUCUUUGAUUCUGAGUUCUGUGUAGGCUAGAUGGGUCAAUUCAUUUCUCUGAUCCAAAGCAAAAAGUCUCUGUCUGAGACAACAGAAGAGCCCACAGAGAGGUGCCCAAGCUCACUUUCUUGUGGGAGUAUUCUGGAUUUGGAUAACAAUCUCUUCAUCUGCAAUCUUCUGAAGGAUGAUCCAAAUGGGUAUUCUUCUAGAGUUUACUACAGAUCUGGAUUAGGGACAGGUGUUCCAUUCACUUGGGAAGCAGAACCAGGGAAACCCAAAACAAAUUCAAUGGAGGAAAGUGAUUUCAUUGUUGUGCCCCCUCCUCCUCCAUUUGAAGGAGACAAAAAGCUUACACUGUUGCAGGUGAGAAAUAAAGACAGAGGUAGCAAGUCCUGGAGAAGGAUUCCAUGUGCCUCAGUGGGAUGCAUUCCCUUCUAAUAAGAAAUUGUGAUCAUAGUCCAGCUAAAUUUUUGAAUUUUUGGAUGUUUUAUUCUUCUUUCUAGAUUUUUGUUGUGUGUUCAUGAUUUUUCCAUAGUUCAUGAAGAUAAAUAAGAGAGUUUUCUUCAGAAUGAUCUGUAUAAUUUGUUUUUUAGCAAUAUUUCAAAUCGUAUUGAGAGAUCCAUCGUCAAGAAAUUA